Mixia osmundae IAM 14324 is the source of this 186-nucleotide messenger RNA. RefSeq lists its product as uncharacterized. The record is from RefSeq and is a predicted model, not a curated record. NCBI's taxonomy places the organism in Eukaryota, Fungi, Basidiomycota, Mixiomycetes, Mixiales, Mixiaceae. Bases 1 to 186 code for a protein of 61 amino acids. The transcript has a single exon.
AUGAGCGGAUGCAGCUCGGCAAAGAGGAAAUGCAAAGAGACUGGUAUAGGUGAUGGUUGCAGACACAGUCAUCGUCAAAACUCGUUCAAUUUGGCUCUCUUCCAUCUAACUUCUCUCUGUCUCUCUUUCGUUCUUGGUGUCCCACCCCUAGAUGGGAUCGAAUCUCGAGCAGGAGCGGUAUUUUGA